UUGCCGCGCAGGCGUCGCGAUAGUCCCGUACAGGCUCUCGCGUCACCUUUAGCACAGUUUCCGCUCUAGCGACGGUUCUCGGAGAGAAGAGGCGUCCAAGAUGCACAGAGCUAUUAACAAAUCGGCUUUCAGACAGCUAAGUGGUCUCCUCCGAAGGUGUCAAAGUACUCUGGUUGUGGCAGAGCACAACAAUGAGAAGUUAACUCCCAUUACACUCAGUGCCAUCACUGCAGCCAAUAAACUUGGAGAAGAAGUGUCUUGUCUGGUUGCUGGAACAGACUGCUCGAAGAUUGUGGAGGAGAUCAGUCAGGUACAGGGGGUGAAAAAAAUUCUGGUUGCACAAAGUGAUUCUUACAAAGGUGCUCUGCCAGAGGAGUUAACUCCACUUGUCUUGGCAACACAGCAGCAGUUCAACUUCACCCACAUAUGUGCUGGCGCAUCUGCUUUUGGAAAGAACCUGCUCCCCAGAGUGGCUGCUAAGUUGGAUGUUGCCCCAAUUUCAGACAUCAUUGAGAUCAAGUCCCCAGACACCUUUGUCAGAACCAUCUAUGCUGGAAAUGCCCUCAGUACUGUGAAAUGUAACGAGAACAUCAAGAUCUUCACGGUCAGGGGGACAUCCUUUGAGCCUGCUUCAGUGGAGGGAGGCAGGGCCACAUCAGAAGAUGUGGCUGCACAAUCACCUGUUGGACAAUCUGAGUGGCUGGAACAGAGUCUUACCAAGAGUGACCGUCCAGAGUUGACCAGUGCUAAGGUUGUUGUGUCAGGAGGAAGGGGCUUGAAGAGUGGCGAUAACUUCAAGCUGCUGUAUGACCUUGCUGACAAAAUGAAUGCUGCAGUUGGUGCAUCCAGAGCUGCAGUGGAUGCUGGGUACGUCCCUAAUGAUAUGCAGGUUGGACAAACGGGGAAGAUAGUCGCACCAGAGCUGUACAUUGCUGUUGGUAUCUCUGGAGCCAUUCAACAUCUGGCUGGGAUGAAAGACAGCAAGACUAUUGUUGCUAUCAACAAGGACCCAGAGGCUCCCAUUUUCCAAGUGGCGGACUAUGGCUUGGUAGCUGAUCUCUUUAAGGCUGUCCCUGAGAUGACUGAGGCGCUGAACAAGUAAAGUGGAAGACGAUCCCAUCGAGCUUCAAGCCCACACAUUGAACCAGGGAAACUAGACUGGAACCACUGGGGAACCCCUCAUGCAACCUCUGCCUUAAAGACUUCUUGCAGUCUUGUGAACAGAGUGCAGGAACUGCGCUCUCAUCAUCCUUUGCCAUGGCUGCAACACAGAACAAUUUGCAUUUUACAGAUAACGGUCAGUUUUGAUUUGCCUAAGUGUAAAAUGUCUCUGGUUUUGCGUACCUUUUAGCAAGAGCAGGUUUUAUAUCCAUCUGGCAACACAGGUUUUGUAAAUUAGCAUUUGAUUUUAUGGCACAGUGAAAGUUAGCUCUGAACCCGACUGUGAUGAAGAUGGUUGUUCAUGCCGAAUCUGAGGUCUUGUACUUCAUCUGAGAUGAUUAAGAGAAGUUGUAUAUUAAACUUAAAACUAAUAGUA
Molecule: messenger RNA, 1537 nt
Organism: Lampris incognitus (smalleye Pacific opah)
Lineage: Eukaryota; Metazoa; Chordata; Actinopteri; Lampriformes; Lampridae
Gene: etfa
Product: electron transfer flavoprotein subunit alpha
Exons: 12
Coding region: 101-1102 (333 amino acids)
Cellular component (GO): mitochondrion
Molecular function (GO): flavin adenine dinucleotide binding; electron transfer activity
Source: RefSeq, a predicted model, not a curated record